This is a messenger RNA of Trichophyton rubrum CBS 118892, 1745 nucleotides long. RefSeq lists its product as uncharacterized. The transcript has a single exon. The record is from RefSeq and is a predicted model, not a curated record. Lineage: Eukaryota; Fungi; Ascomycota; Eurotiomycetes; Onygenales; Arthrodermataceae. Bases 606 to 1223 code for a protein of 205 amino acids.
AUUAAGCCGCGGAAAGACGAUAAGACGAUAAGGCUCGGCCCAAAUGCAAAAACCGGGCGAUGAGAUGGCCGAGAGUUCAGGAUGGACUGGGAAAAAGGGACCAAGAACGGUUCUUCAGACAGAGUAAGGUAUGGUUUACGGUGUACAAGGCGGCAUGGCGGGGCACGGCUAAAGGAUUAUUCGGGGAUGCAUUAGUAUGAAGAGACGAUUUAACCGUGCCGAUGAAUCAUCGCCCUUUUGGCGACGCCCUUCCUUCAACACGUUCAGACAUAUCUAUAUAAACGCUUCUCCUAGUCAUCGAAGGAGCAAAAGACUAACUUAUAUUUGUUAAUUUCUGUCGUUCACUACCCCAGUAUAUAGAACCUGUCAGAGUCAUAUCAAAAUGGGCAAGACACUUGUGUAUCCCAAGGGGAUUAGCAACACGGCUAACCGUUACGCUAAGCGAGGUAAACUCUCAUCUGACAGUUGGAUAAAAAAUGACACGCUGAUGUCUGUGUACAGUGACCUACGAUCUCGGGCCUAUUCAUUCCAUCAUCAAUGCGGCAACUCACCUUGAUGUCGCUUUCGUGCCUGGCGGCGACGAUCCCUUUCCUACAAUCAUCCCUAUGAUCGGACAAAUGGGAUCCUACGAGUUCCCUUCCAAUGGUAUCGACGAGCCUCUGGACUGUUAUAUACACGGAUAUGUCAGUGCACGCAUGAUGAACAUGGCACGGGCGGCAGGGGAUAAAGGCCUCCCUCUCUGCAUCUCAGCGACUCACGUAGAUGGUCUUGUUCUAUCCCUCUCUCCUUUCUCGCACAGCUACAAUUACCGCUCUGUAGUUCUGCAUGGUUAUGGUGUGCCGGUCACGGAUGAGGAUGAGAAGAACUAUGCCAUGAAGCUGAUCACUGACGGCGUCGUGGCUAAACGAUGGGACAAUUCACGGACUCCCCCAACGGCAGGCGAGUUCCAGAGCACGACUAUCUUGCGUGUAAAGAUUGUUGCUGGCAGCGGCAAGGUGCGUGAUGGUGAAGUGUCAGAUGAGAAGCAGGAUAUCGAUAGCAUGGAGGUGAAAGAGAAGGUUUGGUCUGGUAUCGUGCCUGUCUGGCAGACCUUUGGCGAGCCUGUCCCUAGCUCGACGAAUAUGAUGAAAGAGGUGCCAGCGUAUCUAAAAGAAUACGUUUCCAAGGUAACAGAGGAGAACAAGAAGCACGCAUAUGCUGCAAUGAAGCUUCCUGCUCCUUAAACCACGAACAUGUUUUACUCGAAUUUUGACAUUUAAUGGACAUCCUCGGUAGCUGCAACUAUUUUUCAUCACUUAUCAGCUGAAAGCCACUUUUAAGAGCUGGCAUAAUGAUGCAUCAGACCAAUAGUAACACUUGUUUUAAAAGUUGGGUUAGCGGUGGCAAUAACUCAUGGAUAUACGUGGAGUUAACAGUCCCAAAUGGUAACAGUCCCUCCCAGACCGUUACCAUUUUUUCUGUUUAGAAAUGCCACACAUAAUAUUAUUUCCACCACAACCAACAUUAUAAAAUAAUCCGUAAAAGUCUCGGGUUAAUCCGUUUAAAAGGCCAUAUAUAGAGGUAGAGGUGGUUCUUACUAGCUAAAUGAGCCUUUUUGUCGCAAAUUCGCUAGAUAUCUACUGUAUCGGGCCCGUAUAACUUGAACCUGGCAGUGGAAGUAGCAGUACACGCGCUGUCGUCGGUUGGACCGUUACCACGCCACGCCUGACGAUCCGUACCGUUACUUCCACUCACCGCCCGCCAAC